Molecule: messenger RNA, 3917 nt
Organism: Melanotaenia boesemani (Boeseman's rainbowfish)
Lineage: Eukaryota; Metazoa; Chordata; Actinopteri; Atheriniformes; Melanotaeniidae
Gene: zgpat
Product: zinc finger, CCCH-type with G patch domain
Exons: 7
Coding region: 191-1774 (527 amino acids)
Biological process (GO): regulation of transcription by RNA polymerase II; negative regulation of DNA-templated transcription
Cellular component (GO): nucleus
Molecular function (GO): DNA-binding transcription factor activity, RNA polymerase II-specific; metal ion binding; RNA polymerase II cis-regulatory region sequence-specific DNA binding
Source: RefSeq, a predicted model, not a curated record
ACUUGACAUGAAGCUAUAGUGACCAUUCUGUCUAGCUGACCGAAUUGCUUAUACAUUUAAGACGACGUAUUUUAUAUGGCCAUUACUUUUUCUAUAGUAUCAAUGGAUGCCAGAGAGCUCCAUUAUUACUGAGGUCUGUUAGGUUGUUAAUGCUGACUUUUCUUGUCCUGCCCUGUGCCAAGUUGUCAGCAUGGAUGAAGAAACCCUUGAAGCUGCAAUCGCUACCUAUGGGGCCCAGCUGCAGCAGGUGGAGAUGGCUCUGUCUGCUGGCCUGGACCCCAGUCAGCAACCAGACCUGCUCAAACUAAAAGAAGACCUUUGCCAGUUGAUAGAGCUCACAGAAGCCAGCUUAGUGUCUGUCAAAAAGAGCCGGCUACUGGCCAGCAUAGAGGACAGUAAUGGACUGCAAGUAAACACCUCAGAGGCCACAGCCGAUACCAGCAGUGGAAAUGGUAGUCUGGAUGCUGAGUUUGCUGCUUUUUACUCUGAAGUGGGAGAGUGUUCUAGUAGUAGCUUUGAUACCAGAGAGAAGGAUAUGGAAGAGGAAGGAAGGACAAUGCAUUUUGAAGAGGAGGAAGAAGAAGAAGACGAGGAAGAAGAAGAUCCACUUAGUGGUACAAAAGUGAGAGCGCCGUACAGGACGCCUUGGGGGACGCUGGAGUAUCAUAACGCUAUGGUGGUGGGAUCCGAACCACCAGAUGGAGAGGAGUCACAAGUAAAGGUGCUCUACAUCUACCCCACACAGAAGUCCAUGAAACCCUGUCCAUUCUACCUAGAGGACAAAUGUCGUUUUCAGGGUAAUUGUAGGUUUUCUCAUGGUGAGGUGGUGUAUGUGUCAGAGCUCCGAGAGUUCUUGGAGUGUGACCUCAGUAAUCUUGAAGAGGGCUCGUCCUGCUUGGCUCGACAUGAGGACGGUAUCUGGUACCCAGCCAAAAUAACAGACAUUGACAGUGGUUUCUACACUGUGAAAUUUGACUCACUGCUGUUGAAGGAUGCUGUGGUUGAGGCUGACAGCAUUAUCCCGCCUUUGAGGGAGGACGACCCAAUUUCUUCUGACUCAGACGAUACAGGAGAUGGUGACACUGUGGCAUAUGCAAAAGUUCUAGACUCGGCCGAGGAGUCUGCAGUAGAGUUAAGCAGUGCUAACUUUGGUGGCUGGGAGGCACAUACCAGAGGAAUCGGAUCUAAACUUAUGCUCAAAAUGGGCUAUGAAUAUGGGAAAGGCUUAGGAAAGAUGCAGGAGGGUCGAGUAGAGCCAGUGAUGGCAGUUGUCCUGCCGAAAGGUAAGUCUUUGGACGAGUGUGCAGAGCUCACCCAGAGACGCACGCAGAGCAAAACUGCUAAAGAUGGCUCACCAACUGGCCGUCCAAAGCGGCGCCGAAAGCCUCGAGUCACCACCAGAGGGAGCCAUACUGUCUUUGACUUUCUAAACCACAAGCUAGGAGGCAGGAGCUCAGGUCCUGCUGAUGGCGUUGCUGCUGCACCGUUGGCAGCAACUGGUCUGGAGGCUUACAGGGGAGGAAAAACCACCAAGAGGAGUCUGAAUGUCAAACUUUUCCAGGCUGCUCAGAGGGUGUCCCAGACUGAAAAGGAGAUCCAGAAACUCAGCGAGUUAAUCAGCAGACAGACAGGCAGGGAUACAUCCAGAGUGAAGCAGCUGGAGGAGAAACUGUCGGCAGCCCGACGCCUGCUGGCCCAGCAGAAAGCACACGAGCUGUCCGUCCAGAAAGAGCACAAGAAAGCCGACACACACAAGAAGAUGACUGAGUUUUAAGCUCGGUUUUCUCUAAGACUUGGCAAAGAAAGGGAAGCACUGCUUGCCUGAAAUUAACUGUUCUUGCUUGUGGUCACUUUGCUGCAUUGCUUUUUUUCUUUCUUUUUUUUUCUUUUUCUAAUUUGUGAGCUAGUAAUGGGGUUUGCUUCAUGCAGGGUGGUGCAGUGCAUGUCAGAUGUGUUCAGUGAGAAUGGUUUCAGUAGAUUCAAACUGCACAAUUAACAAUAUUGUUCAAAACUGAUUUUUUAUUUGUUACAAACUUGUUUUAUUUUUUUUUAAACAACAAAUUGUUUGGAGAACCUAUUAUGUAUUUUCAUUUCUUUUUAACAACUAAUCUUUACAAAACUGAACUCUGGUGAAAAGAAAUCCUGUUCCUCAUGAUUUGUGUUGUGCGUGUGUGUUCCUUGUUAUUUUUCCAUGGGAGAGAUGUCAGUCAUUUUGGCCAGAGCCUGCUUCCGCUCUUACUGCAGUUUACUUUGACUUUCAUACUGAUUUUAAAAUUACAUCCUCGGGAGUUGGAAGACCUUUCCAGAGUUUUGAAGUCACACCCACACCUCACACGGCUCAUACAAAGUAUCUUUGAAGCUACAACUAUAACCUUUCUAUUAAAUAAUACAUUUUGGGAGCAGCUUGUCUGCUCACCAUCUUGCCAUACGUUGUGUGUAGGUGGGGCAGGGAGUGACUGCAUCCACCUUGCAGUCUUUCAAACUCAAGUAAAAGGUUGCAAUCCCAAUGUUAGGCAGCUGUAGAUUAUGUAUUCAUACUGGUAUAGCUCCUUUUAUUAGCUAUUUCUCAUUUGAAUGUAGUGAGAGACAGCAGGGUGAGAUUUAAAACCCAGAACACCUUCGAUCAAAUGAGAGAAAGAAAAAAAAAAUAAGGUAUGCUGAGGUUUGCCACUGCCUGAGUCCAUGAAAGGCAGUUUGAGAAAACCACUGCCUCAAAUCACUGCAAUUCUACUAUCCCUUAAGGGAAAGAGAUAGUACUAAACUUCAUACUAAAGCAAUAAUGGCACCACUGAGAUACAGUAUGAGCCACCCAUGAAGUGUGUGGAUGGAAAGGAGAGAGUGGACACAUGUGCCAAACUAAACCUUUAGCUCUACCCUGAGGGAAGCCCCAUUUCUGCAGCAUGAGUUCUGUUGAGUGGCAGCACACUGACUGCUGGUGACUGGAGAGACAACAUGGAAUUUGCUGAUUGUUGAGGAAAAUUGUUAAAUGCACUGUGGUUGCAUUGAUUUAAUGGGAUCCUUCGGGGGUAUGUGCUGCACACCUUAUCCCGUAUAUGCGCCUGAGGUCUGAGGGAAUUGCUUCCCAGUCAGGCAGAUUCAUAGUGUGUGUUGUCUACAUUGUUGGGCUUCUGUAUGUGCUGCACACACCUGCAGAUGCCUGUCAUGUGUGGAUGCAGACUGACCUAUUAGGGGAGUUUUUGCUGCUAAUCGGCACUUAUCAGAACCUGGAUUAUGUGAUUAAGGAGGUGUGAUGGGAGAAUUGAUUGGGAAGCCACCUUGACAGAUGUUUUACUUAGGAAUUAUUGUAAAGCUAUUCACCUGAGAGUUGCAAGGCUAUCAGGGUUAGUCUCAGACUGUUCUUGAGUUUUGAACAUUGUAAAUUUAACAAACCUAUUAUUAGUUGUAGUUCUGAUUUUUUUAUAAGAAUGCGAACAUUACUGAGAUGUCCCUGAUCAUGACUUGUGUUUUUAACAGUACAAAUACAAAAGUACUGUGACCAAAAUUAUUUAAAGAUCCAGCUACAAUGCCCUUUAUCUUGCCAAUAACUUUGGAAAGUCAUUUGAACACCACAGAUUAUGAAAUGAUUAAUUAUAUAGAUCAUUCUGCUGAAAAGGAUUCAUGCAAUUAAGGCAGCUCUUGUGGAAAUUACAGCACAGUUUCAUUUUAAUAAUAAGCUUAUGAUCAAUCAUACAUUAUUUAGUCAAAGUUUAGCCACCUCUUGGAUGGCAUCUAUCAACUGGUGUCCUAUGUAAUUUCAUCUUUGGUGCUGUAUAACGUCCUAUACAUGUUUUUUAACAUUGUGAAUAAUGUCCUGAGCCUGGACAGAAACUUUCUCACAAUCUUUGCAUCAGUUCUGCUUCUUUUUCUUUGAUCACCAUAGUUGAUAUUUUACCUUUUGUUUUAACACCUGGAUCACA